Messenger RNA from Drosophila willistoni, 1762 nucleotides. It is a transcript of the gene ICA69, whose product is annotated as islet cell autoantigen 1. Gene Ontology annotation, biological process: regulation of transport. Gene Ontology annotation, molecular function: protein domain specific binding. The transcript is spliced from 3 exons. The record is from RefSeq and is a predicted model, not a curated record. The coding region runs from base 287 to 1606 and encodes 439 amino acids. Lineage: Eukaryota; Metazoa; Arthropoda; Insecta; Diptera; Drosophilidae. Gene Ontology annotation, cellular component: Golgi apparatus.
ACAACAACAAAAAUAACAACUAGAAAUUGGAGCUAUUCGUGCGCCGUUAGCAGGAAAAGUUUGCUGGCUAGUGUGACCAGAUUUGGAAAACCCACAAAAUAUCAUAAUUACCGUUUUUACUAAUGACACCACAGUGGCUCCAUCUAUCGUUAAGCAAAUCGACAAAAAAUCGCCCAUCACUACAUUUCCAACAAAAAAAAAAUUCCCACCUCCCCACCAAACCUUCAUUCAACACUCACACAAUCUGAGAGAUUUAGUGAACAUAGUGAAGGAAUCCCAAAAAAAUAUGUUAAAAUCGGAGGUUCAACACCAAUUUUGGAUUACCAAAAAGGCUGUUCAACGGAAGCUAGGAUCCAAGGAGGACAAGCAUAUUAUCAAAUCCGAUGCUGAGCUUGAUGCCAAAAUCGAGGUGUUUAAAUCAAUAUCGGAAACCACCCUAAAACUAUGCAAAAUAAUUGACCAAUAUCAGGAGCGCUUGUGCAUUUUAUCGCAAGAGGAGUGUGUUUUUGGGCGCUUUCUGAAAGAGGCGGGCAAACGGAGCAAAACAACGGGCAAUAGUAUCACCCAUACGGGUAAGGCUAUGUCCUUUGCCGGACAGCAACGAAUGUGCGUACGUGUGCCGCUGUUGCGAUUACAGCACGAGGUCGAUGUCUAUCGCUGUCGUGCAGUCAAAGAUACGGAAAUCACACUGCAGGCCAUGGAGAAGGAACGCACCGAAUAUAGAGCAGCCCUCUGUUGGAUGAAAUCCGCCAGCCAAGAGCUAGAUCCCGAUACGGGCAAAGGCCUAGAUAAAUUCCGUACAGCCCAGGCUCAUGUCCGAGCGGCCAAGCACAAUUUCGAUGGCUACUCAAUGGACUCCAUACAAAAGAUUGAUUUACUGGCUGCUGCCCGCUGCAACAUGUAUUCCCAUGCCCUGGUCGCCUAUGUGGCUGAACUGAAGAAUUUCGCCCAGAAGGCCGCCUCCACUUUUCAGAGCAUUUCGAAUGCUUUGGUUGCCAAGCCAAAAUAUGAUUUUUGUGUGCUAAAGGAACUGUCCCAGAACGAAGGAGCACUGGCAGCCGACGGAGAGGGGGGGACAGAGGAACCAGCAGCUGCUGCUGCUCCAAUCGAAACAGUUGACAAAGAUCAAUCUUUGUUCUUUGCGAGUGAAUAUCAGGAUAAGCCCGAAAGUGAAAGCGUUGAAUCCAAAUCUCAGUCCGAAUCAUUAUUAUCCGCCCAUCCAGCAUGUGGCGACAAUGAAUCUUUGCUCAUUGAACUAUCCAAGCAGCUCGAGGAAAGUCCUCUUAUUGAUUCACUGCACGGAGAGGAGGAAGGGGAUGAGGAUCAACAACAACGGGAUGGUAGCAACCAGAAAUUCUGGUCUCGCAUGUUCAGCCAGCCGCCACCGUCCCCCAUGCCAGCAGCAUCAAGCCUGGGCACCACCGCCAACAACAAGACGUCGGAUACUUCAUCAUCAGCAGCAGCAGCUAAUCCUGCCAAAUCCCAGUCAAUAACAGCCAAUAACAAUCCAUGGUUAGAGCUCUUUGCCGAUCUUGAUCCAUUAGCGAAUCCCCAGGCAUUUGAUUUGAAAUUGAGUGGCGGACGUAGUGUGGCCGAACAGACAUAAGAUAGAACGAUGAUGAUGACCCCUGAUGACCACCACCAGUUGGACCCCUUCCCCAUUUAGUUAGUUCGAAAAUGUAGAGGAAUCUUUGUAUGUAACUUUUCGCUAAACGUUCAAAAAACUUUUUAUGUUUUAUUUAAAUAAAAUUUAUAUAUGGGA